Molecule: messenger RNA, 2724 nt
Organism: Tremella mesenterica DSM 1558
Lineage: Eukaryota; Fungi; Basidiomycota; Tremellomycetes; Tremellales; Tremellaceae
Exons: 14
Coding region: 1-2724 (907 amino acids)
Biological process (GO): cytoplasmic microtubule organization; spindle assembly; mitotic cell cycle
Cellular component (GO): equatorial microtubule organizing center; centrosome; spindle pole
Molecular function (GO): microtubule minus-end binding; gamma-tubulin binding
Source: RefSeq, a predicted model, not a curated record
AUGUCGGCCAGAAUACCAAGUGCGACUGUCCCCUUCACCCCCAAACCCGCCAAACGGAGCACCUCCAGUCGGUUGACGUUGAGCCAAAAGGAGAUCAACAAGAUCGCCGGGACGUUGGCUUCUGUUCGGAAGGUCAGACCGGGAAUUAUUAUCGAAGAGCUGGAUCAUAGUGGGGAAGGUGGACAAUUACCUGGGAGACAAGACGCACUAGAGGGUCGUAGUAGAUUACCGAAAGAGAACGAACCUGGUCCAUCUAGACGACCAUCAACUUUUCGUCAAACAGACCGAAUAUCAUCUCAAACAUCUCGAGCAUCAUCAAGUUCCUUCAAACCUCCUUCCACUCGGACUUUAGCCACUAUUGAGGAUGAUGAUAGACCCCGACAUAGAUCUGGCAAAGAGCCAGAACGGUCUCCAGCGCAAACUCUCCCGGCAGAGGAAUCUCUAGUGAAUGGAGUUGUGUCAGGAACCGCUAAAGAGGUCAGAUUGCUGGAUGGCGUUCCGUUGGAGAUCCAAGAGGCUUGGAUCUGCGAGGACCUGAUGUUUGUGCUUCAGGGUGUUGAAGGGACAUUGAUACGAUAUGAUGAUAAUUACGAUCCCUUAGAUGCUACACAACGAUUACAAGGUGUCAAAUGGAGAGUGGAUCCGUCAUUGGACCCCUCACUCUUAUCGCUGGUUGAACGCUUAUUACCACUCGCAAGCUUUUUCACUUCCGUCGCCGCUUCUAUGGAGCUCAGGAGUAGUCCAGAAUUUGGUAUGGUCAGUCACGCCCUGUGUAGUGGCAUACGGUCGAUGUUAAAAGAAUACCGAGUUCUUACUGCUCAACUGGAAUCUUUAUAUCUUUCAUCCUCUACUUUCACCCUUCAAACCUUAUAUUUUCAUCUCCACCCCACGUUACACACAAUGUCUCUGCUCUCUUCACUCUGUCUUGCGCUUGAGACGGAUGAAAGCGGACCGGAUCUUGAGGAAUCAUCUGACGAUGAAUUUGAUGCCAAGGCUGAAGAAUUGGGGUUGGGAGGCGCCGGACUCAAGGGAUUGAUGAAGAAUUUAAACGCCCAGGAAGGUCUGGGAAGUAGUGGACCAGUGUUGGGAGGGGAGGUUUUAGGUGUCAUUUGUGAGAGAGACGCCAAGAUGAGCGGAGAUCCCACCGCGUCGACAUUACAUUCCACUUUGUUGUUACAUGCCUCUCAGCCUUACUCAAAGAUGUUAUCACGGUGGAUCUCAACAGGAUAUCUGUCAGAUCCCUAUGAUGAAUUCAUGGUCAAGGAAAGUGGACACAUCACUAAGGGUGUUUUGGAAAGCGAUUAUACCGACGAGUAUUGGGAGAGACGAUAUACGUUACGAGACGGAUCAUCCAUCGCAUCUUCCUCCAAAGUCAGCGCUGGAAAGUCUACACUAGCCUCUGCUGCUCCUCACGUCCGAGAUGGAUCAGGUCGUCUUCCAGGAGGUGCCUGUAUACCUCCAUUUCUUCAACCUUGGAAAUUCAAAAUACUUCUUGCGGGGAAAUACCUUAAUGUAGUACGGGAAUGUGGCAUCGAGGUCAAAAAGCCUGGCGAGGUGGAUAGUGAGGAAGAUGGUAUGGUGGUUAUCAAUGAACCCAAAUUUUAUAAGCGGAUAGAGGAUGCUUACAUAUACGCCAACAAGACCCUUCUCAGACUUAUGUUGGAGGAACAGGAGUUGAUACCCCAUCUGAGAUCGAUGAAACACUUUUUCUUCCUCGAUCAAUCCGAUUUCUUGACCAACUUCCUCGAUUUGGCAGGUUCAGAAUUGAAAAAACCAGCAAAGUCCGCUUCCUUGGUCAAAUUGCAAUCUUUACUUGAUCUCGCUUUACGCAAUCCCGCCAGCUCUAGCUCGCUCGAUCCCUAUAAAGAUGAUCUCAAAGUCACCAUGGCGAGCCAAGGUUUAUACGAAUGGUUGAUGAAGAUUGUCAGUACGACAGGUAGUAUGGCAGAUGGUGCCGAACUUGAUUUUGCGCCCGAAGAGGCGAUAAGGGACGAUGAUGCUCAAUCUCACAAAUCGGGGAAAGAGCGGAUACUCAUAGCCCUCGACGCUUUAGCAUUCGAUUACUCGGUCAAAUUCCCUCUCUCACUCGUCAUCUCGCGAAAAACAAUCACGAGAUACCAACUCAUCUUCCGGUUCCUCCUUCACCUUAAUGCCCUCGAGUCGGCUCUAUCAGCCAUGUGGCUCGAACAUAAAGCUCCUCCAUGGCGAAACCAUUCCAAUGAUGAGGAUAUGGAGAAAUGGAAGAUGCGCGUGUUUUCCCUUCGUGCUCGUAUGUUAGCUUUCGUCAGACAAGUGUUGGCUUUCGCCACAGUUGAAGUGCUGGAGACGAAUUGGAAAUCGUUAGAAGGGAAAUUGUCUAAAGUUCAAACGGUGGAUCAACUCAUGAGGGAUCACGUCGACUUUUUAGAUACGUGUUUGAAACAGUGUAUGUUGACGACGUCAAAAUUGCUUGGAGUCUACGCAAAACUCAUGGCGACAAUGUCGGCUUUUGUUUCAUACCAAUCUUCCUUCAACGCCGCUCUCUCCAAGUUCCUCGCUGAUCCUACGACGGAAUCAGAUCCUGCCAAAGCGAACCAAAGAUGGACGGUGCUGAGUAAAUUCGAGAUCAACUUUAAUCAUCAUACCAAACUUCAUCUGGAUGCUGUGACUUAUAAUGCUGGAAGUGAGAAUGUGGCCUUGUUGGCUCUUGUGACCCGACUACAUCAGACGACCUUACGGAUAUAG